Cheilinus undulatus (humphead wrasse) is the source of this 963-nucleotide messenger RNA. RefSeq names its product S100 calcium binding protein Z (gene s100z). NCBI's taxonomy places the organism in Eukaryota, Metazoa, Chordata, Actinopteri, Labriformes, Labridae. The record is from RefSeq and is a predicted model, not a curated record. Gene Ontology annotation, molecular function: calcium ion binding. Bases 119 to 415 code for a protein of 98 amino acids. The transcript is spliced from 3 exons. Gene Ontology annotation, cellular component: cytoplasm.
AGAGGAUGGCGCACUUAGCCUCUCAUUUUCUAAUAAACAAGCUGUACCUCCGCACCUUUCAUCACAUUUGAACGGGACUCUAACCAGGUAGCAGCAGAGUUAACAUCCAUCCAGCAGAAUGCCAAGCCAACUUGAGGGUGCGAUGGAUGCACUGAUUACAGUUUUCUACAACUACUCAGGGAACGAUGGAGACAAAUACAAGCUGAACAAGGGCGAGUUAAAGGAACUGUUGAACAGCGAGCUCACUGACUUCCUCACGUCUCAGAAGGAUCCAAUGCUGGUGGAGAAAAUCAUGAACGACUUGGACUCGAACAAAGACAACGAGGUGGAUUUUAAUGAGUUUGUUGUAUUGGUGGCUGCCCUGACUGUCGCCUGCAACGACUUCUUUCAGGAGCAGAAGAAGAAAACCAAGUAGAUUUCUGCAGAAAUUCAAAUGUUCACUCGCUGUAAAUCUCUUCUUAUGAUUUAAAAAUCGUAUCCCAUGUCCCAUCAGUACAACGAUGAUCAGCACUUCCUGCUGAAUAGGUUUGUGAAUGUUAGAUUUUUCAACCAAAUCUCACAACAGUUGAUGUCAUAGUAGUUGUCCCUAAUGUACAAUGUAGAAGCUAGUGCAAAAGUACAUUUUUCCCCUUUUCUUCAUGGCAUUCAGCAUGUAUUUCAGAUUAAUUAAUUUCAUUUGAAAGCAUGGGUUAUUCCCACAACACAAGGAAAAAGGGGAAAAAUGAUGUCCUUGUACAUACAUUUUUACUUUAAACCAUCCUUGACUAUUUCACAAACUGCUGUUAGACCUGCGAGACUUCGUCAUUUUGUCUUUUAGCCAAGAGCUGCAAAAUUAUUUUUUAAUCUCACCUUCCACUUACUUGAUCAAAACUGUUCUUCUUUUUUGUAGUGAUGUUUUACCUCCAAAUACAACACACCUGUUUUUACUAUAUUAACUCCUGUUAUUGUUUUUUUUUUUCUUUU